AUGGAAAAUAGGUAUUGUUGGCUGCCGAAUGAGACUGAUGGGUAUUCACUUGGCACAAUAAUCAAUGUGAAAGAUGGUAUAGCAAAGUGCCAGCCUGUUAAUGGUGACGCUGAGGCACUUGAAAUACCGAUAAAAGAGGUUUGUCUCGUGGAGCCCCGUGAGCAUUUGCCUGAUGACAAUUGUAAGUUGGGCUUCUUGUCAUGCUUCAUUUUCAAAGGUGCGUUGAUAAACCUAAAUGAAGCCACUUUGUUGGAGAACGUUAAACAACGGUACCUAAAAGAUAAAAUUUACACCUAUGUUGCCAAUAUACUCAUAGCAGUGAACCCAUAUUAUGAAAUCAAAGGACUGUACUCACGUGAAAUGAUUGAGAUGUACAAAGGAAAGUCACUUGGAACACUUCCACCGCAUCCUUUCGCUAUUGCUGACAAGGCGUUUCGAGAUAUGAAAAUGCAGAAGGAGUCCCAGGCAAUUAUUGUGAGCGGCGAAUCAGGUGCCGGGAAAACGGAGACAACCAAGCACGUCCUUCGAUACCUCACAGAGGGCUAUGGCGCUGAUGCAGGGGUCAUUGAAAAACGCAUAAUCGAUUCUAAUCCACUGCUCGAGGCGUUCGGGAAUGCAAAGACGAUGCGAAAUAAUAACUCUUCGCGAUUCGGAAAGUUUAUUGAACUCGCCUUCGAUAAGAAUGCGGCCGUCUGCGGCGGUUCACUGGAGCACUACAUCCUCGAGAAAGGCCGUCUGGUGAGGCAGUCGGCAGAGGAGAGGAAUUUCCACUUCUUCUACCAACUUCUGGCCGGUGCCUCGACGGAGCAACGGGAGAAGUUCGGUCUCACCACACCCGACGACUUUCUGUACCUUUCCCGUGGUUGCACGCGGUAUUUUCUUCAGCCAAAGAACAGGGACGCUCUUUCCAAGGAUCGUCUGAGCAAAGAUCAAAUAGAACAUGGCCCUCUCCAUGACAUCACGAUGGACGACCUCGAAGACUUCAAGACGUCAGUCAAAGUGAUGAAAGACAUGGGCCUUGACGAGGCCACACAAGACCUGAUUUUCUCCAUCCUCGCGGGGAUCUUGCACCUCGGUAACGUGGUGUUUCAGGAGAUGAAGAGUAGCCAUGGGGGAUGCACAGUCACCUCCCAGUCCCAACAUUCACUAGCCAUGGCAGCCAAGCUGCUCGGCAUCGACGCCGCGAAGAUGUCGAAGGCGUUGACGACCAAGGUCACCGGCACACGCGACCUCACCAUAGCUCUUCGAGCUGAAGAAACCUCACACGCACGUGAUGGACUUGCAAAGGUCAUCUAUGAUCGCUUAUUUGAGCUGCUCGUUACAAGCAUCAACAAGGCGAUUCCUCAGUCGAACAAAUUCACCUAUAUUGGACUCCUUGACAUUGCAGGGUUUGAACACUUCGACGUGAACUCGUUCGAGCAGUUUUGCAUAAACUACUGCAACGAGAAGCUGCAACAGUUCUUCAACGAAAGGAUCCUGAAGGAAGAGCAGAUCGUGUACCUGAGGGAGGGCCUGAACGUCACCACCGUCACCUACAUCGACAACCAAGACUGCAUCGAUCUUAUCGAACAAAAGAAGACGGGCAUCCUGGCGCUGCUGGACGAAGAGAGUCGCCUUCCAAAUUGCAACAGUGAACACUUCACCGACGAAGUGCACCGAGUUCACGAGGGAAACGCACGCCUCACGGUGCCGCGGAAGGAGAAGAAAUUUAAAAAUCUCCGGGAUAGCGAGGGCUUCCUCCUGCGCCACUUUGCCGGCCCGGUUUGCUACACGACUGCGGAGUUCAUUGCGAAGAACAACGACGCGCUCCACCGCUCUCUUGAGGAACUCCUGCACUCCAGCACCAAUGAACUGCUUCGCAAGAUGCACAAUCCGAAAGAAGCAAAAACGUGGACCCUGAAGAAGCUCCAGUCCAACAUUGCCGGCAAAAUCAACUUCAUCAGCGUGGGCAGCAAGUUCAGAGAGCAGAUAAAUGAGCUAAUCAAAAAACUUAGAUUAUCACCCAAUUCCCGAAUGGUGGAUCACGAGUUUGAGGGGGGUCCGUGUCUGCUGCAGCUGCGAUUCUUCGGUCUCACCGACGUACUCGUCCUAAUGCAACAGGGCUUCCCCUCAAGGACACAUUUCAACGACCUCUACGCCGCUUACAAGCCACUUCUGCCGCCGGAACUACGACGGCUUGAUCCACGUAUGUUCUUCAAGGCCCUCUUCCAUGCGGUGGGAAUGCACAACGACGACUACAAGUUCGGUGUCUCGAAGGUGUUCUUCCGGGCUGGCAAGUUCGCCGAGUUCGAUGAGAUCCUGCGAAUGGACCCAGAAAAUCUCUCAAGGAUGAUAGAACGUGCUCGCAAGUGGAUAAUCGGAUAUCGCUGGCGACGGACAAUCUACACAGUUAUCUGCGUUAUUAAAUUGCGAGAGAAGAUGGCCUAUCGCGGCAGAAUGAUAGUCACAAUUCAGAGCUACAUACGAGGCUGGCUGGCGCGUAAACAUGUAGGCUACAUGAUAAAGGUUGCCAGGGAGAUGAAAGGAAUGGCGAAGGAAUUGUCGGAAGUAAAAGAAGCCUAUAACAGCCUACCUGAGUUUCAGGCCCAAGGCUGUGCAGGAGUAGAACAAGCAAUGCUUGAACUACAAGAAUUGAAGCAACGCAUCCACCAAAACGCGAAAAGUAUUCGACCUGAGGAAGUGCGUGCAAGCUAUGAGCGACUCCAGGCUAGUGUGCGAGACAUUAAGGCCCAGUUGUCAGCGCACAGGAAAGCGUCUGCAGAGAAGGAUGCUGAGAGAAGAGCGGAGGUGGAGAGAAGACGUCUUGAGGAAGAGGAGGCUUCAAGGCGAGCCACGAUGACCCAGCCGGUGAUCCGGGCACACAACGAAGGCCAAGCGGUCUACGCCGCUCCACCAGAUGGUGUGAACACGUGA
Molecule: messenger RNA, 2913 nt
Organism: Mesocestoides corti
Lineage: Eukaryota; Metazoa; Platyhelminthes; Cestoda; Cyclophyllidea; Mesocestoididae
Source: the annotation of a GenBank genome assembly